CAGUCAGGCAAGACGAACGCCUGCUCUGUUGUCAUUUCCAUAGUAACAGCUCAGUUACCUGGUGCAGGUGUUCUUCGAGAAAAAACGCACGACCCGCUUCAAGCAGGACACAUUUGUACAGCCAUGAGUUCAGUCUUCUCCAGAGAUACCCAGCUGAAGGCAAUGGAGAUGACCAUAAACAAUGCUGAAAAGUAUAUGGGUCAGUUCUGCUCACUGUUAGCUGCAUACACCCGCAAGACAGCUAAACUCCGGGACAAGGCCGACAUGCUGGCCCGUCAGCUGCACGAUUUCGCCUGUACAGAGGAUCCAGAGCUGAGCAUAUGCCUGAAGAACCUCUCGGAGGACUUGGCCAUGGUCCAGGACUACAGGCAGGCUGAGGUGGAAAGGUUGGACACACGUGUGGUCACCCCAUUGAAGGCGUAUGGUGAUAUAGUGAAAACUAAACGAGCAGACUUGAAGAAGUUUAGUGCAGAUCGCAGUAGGGAGCUGAAGGAAUUACAUAGACUGGAAAAGAUCCGGCUGAACAACCCAGCAGACAGACAGAGCAUUUCACAGGCAGAAGUGAACGUCCAGAAAGCCAGCAGCAAUGCAAACAGGAGCACAAGGCAGAUGGAGGACACUAUCAUUGACUUCCAAAAACAAAAACUAGAGGAUGUAAAGAGGAUCUUCACAGACUUCAUCAUGGUGGAGAUGCUGUUUCAUUCCAAAGCUUUGGAAGUUUAUACACAUACCUUCAAUAAUAUGGAAACUAUGGACAUACACAAAGAUCUAGAGUUGUUUAGGAAUCGUAUCCAGGUUACAGGAUCUCUGAUCGAAACUACAACCUCCACUGCUGACAUGGCCCACUACCCAAGCCCCCCUGCUUCUACCCUCAGACUGCCCCAAUACUCAAGCCCACCCACUUCUACCCUCAGGCUGUCUCAAUACCCCAGCCCUCCUGCCACCAUCCCCAGAAUGAACUUCGAGCAGCCCAAACAGUCUCUGAGAAGAGCUUUGCGUAGGCAGAGAGAAAUGGAGGAAGAUGAAGAGGAAGAUGAGGAGGAGGAUGAGAAAGAGGAGCAGUAUGACUCUGAGGAAGAUCUGGAGGGGCCACGGACUCUCAGGCAGUCCUAUGCUGCUCAGUAUGUCAGGAGCCACAUACAGAAAUGAUGAAUGUUCUCUCCUAUAGAAAAAGGUGUUCUUGUGCACUUUAGGAUGUGGUGGUGUUAUUUGGAUGCAUCUGAGAAAGUGAUUGUAUAGCUUGGGCUGCAUUUAACAUACAUUACAUGUUUUAAAUGUGUUUGGAUACAUGUAGAGCAGAAUAUACUGCCUAAUCAAGUGCAUAAUGUUCUGCAGAAUCAUUCAUGAAGGCUGUUUGUGUUUAUGCUGAGAAUGAUGUAAAACAGUUGUGUCUGAAGAAUGCUAUAUUAAACACUAUGGAGAAACAUGGUGCAAGUACUUUUGUAUCUGCAGGACCUGAGCAGAUGUGAAAUAAAAGAGUUUAUAAAGCAUGAAA
Molecule: messenger RNA, 1495 nt
Organism: Pygocentrus nattereri (red-bellied piranha)
Lineage: Eukaryota; Metazoa; Chordata; Actinopteri; Characiformes; Serrasalmidae
Product: CBY1-interacting BAR domain-containing protein 2-like
Exons: 9
Coding region: 124-1149 (341 amino acids)
Biological process (GO): cilium assembly
Cellular component (GO): ciliary basal body; ciliary transition zone
Source: RefSeq, a predicted model, not a curated record